CCCCCACUCCUAGUUGCAGUGAGACGACAACAAAUUCAGUUAAAAAACAAUUUAUUAAUACAAAAUUCCACAUUUCUCCCUCCCACUCCACACACUCUCUCUCUCAAAAUUGAUUUCACAAAACAAUCAAACCCUUCAAUGGAUACUGAUACAUGAAUAGAGAGAAUCUUCCAUGAAGAAACAAUUCUGAAAUCUAGGGUUUCUUAAAAGCUAUAUUAGAAGAAGAAAAAGGAGGAUGAUGAAGAGGUUGUUGGGUGGACCUGGAACAGUGACUGGAUUCUUGUUGAGGUUAGGACAAUGUGCAUUUGGUGCUGCUUCCAUUAGUAUCAUGGUUACUUCUCUUGGUUUCUCUACCUUCACUGCUUUCUGCUAUUUAACUGCAUCAAUGGGACUUCAAGUGCUAUGGAGCUUUGGACUUGCAUGUCUUGAUAUUUAUGCCUUGAGAAGAAAGAGAGACCUACAAAAUCCAAUUCUUGUUAGCCUGUUUGUCGUAGGUGAUUGGGUAACAGCCAUUUUGUCACUAGCAGCUGCAUGCUCAUCAGCAGGAAUUGUAGUUUUGUAUUCGAGAGACGUGGAUAUGUGUGCGGCGCAUAAGAAUAUCCCUUGCAACAGGUUCCAGAUUUCUGUAGCUAUGGCUUUUGUCACCUGGGUUCUUACAGCGAUGUCAUCACAUGUGAUGUUUUGGAUAUUGGCCUCAGUCUAGCUCGAUGACCAACAUACACACACAGUAUAUUCGAAAACUGUGACAUGUGGGUCAAUUUUUUUGUUAUUGUCCCUCUUCAAAACUCUUGACCAGUGGUUUCUGAGUGUCAACAUGGUUGGAAUGUCAGUUGUCAUAGCGACGUCUGUGCAAUCCAUUUCUUGGUUUACAAAAAUCUUGCUAUGCCUCUCAAUCUGGGUACGGAGUACAGGUUUGAUCUAAGCUUUGGAUAUGUUUUUGUGAUCUUUCUUCCUUAAUGUAAUCAAAUUAUGGUACACAUGCUACAUGCUUGUGGUUGUACAUAAUCUUGCUUUAGUAAUUUAGUAUCCCGUAAAACUUAAAAAGAAACUGUAGUUUUCACUUCACAUGUUGUGAUUUUAAAAUCAUGCUAUAUACAGUUCGCAUAUAGUUUUUUUA
Molecule: messenger RNA, 1117 nt
Organism: Cicer arietinum (chickpea)
Lineage: Eukaryota; Viridiplantae; Streptophyta; Magnoliopsida; Fabales; Fabaceae
Product: CASP-like protein 5B2
Cellular component (GO): membrane
Source: RefSeq, a predicted model, not a curated record